ACGGCGGGUCUAUUUUGAUGUUUUUAAAUGAAGCAUUACGAUGUGUUUACGUGGCUGCCAAUCCAAAAUAAAAAGAAGUUGUUACAUGAACAUACACGAUUUUGGUUACAAGUCUAAAGUACUUGUAAAACUGCUUUUUGUUCUCAUCUCCAUGUAAAGUUUAUUUAUUUUUUGAUUCAUGUAUUGAAAACGUUCGUGUGGUGAAACUAGUGUGUGUGAUGGAGUGUUCUCACCUUUCAUUCACUUUGAGAACAGAAUUGAUGUUAAACACUGUUUGUAAAGGUUUAAAACAACUGAUGAAUUGGUGUUGGUAGACCCUACCUCUGCAGUUAAAAAGCAGAUUUGGUCCCAGUUUUUCUUCUUGGUAGGACUACUGCAUGGACUUAUUCAUGAUGAACUGUGAGUUAUUGGCUACAUGCAGUGCGCUGGGUUAUCUGGAGGGAGACAUUUACCACAAAGAACAAGACUGCCUUGAGAGUGUGAAGGAUCUAAUUCGCUACCUGCGACAUGAGGAUGACACAAGGGACAUCAGACAGCAGCUGGGAGCAGGACAGAUUCUUCAAAAUGACCUCUUGCCUAUCAUCACCCAGUACACAGAGGACAAACCACUCUUUGAUGCCUGUAUCAGGCUCAUGGUGAACUUGACCCAGCCAGCGCUGCUCUGCUUUGGAAAAGUUCCAGACGACCCGGCGUUCCGACAUCACUUCCUGCAAGUGACAUCAUACCUUCAGGCAUAUAAAGAGGCGUUUGCAGAUGAGAAGGUUUUUACUGUGCUGAGUGAGACACUUUACAACCUUCUGCAACUGGGAUGGGAGGAAAGAGCUGAAGAACAUAAUUUACUGAUAGAGAGAAUAUUGCUGCUGGUUAGAAAUGUGCUGCACAUCCCCCCAGACCCCUACGAGGAAAAGAAUGUCGAUGAUGAUGCCAGUGUUCAUGAUAAACUGUUGUGGGCGCUUCACAUGAGUGGACUGGAUGAUCUGCUCAAGUUUCUGGCCUGUGCUCAGAGUGAACAGAAGUGGAGCUUCCACAUACUGGAGAUCAUCUCACUCAUGUUCAAAGAUCAGACUCCUGAGAUGUUGGUGAAUGCAGGACAAAUGCGUUCAGCAGAGGAAAAACAGAAAGACGCAGAUGAACUGGAGCUGCUGAGAAGAAAAGAGCUGGCAGCAAAACGCUGCCGUAAUCUGCAAAGAGGCAACAGACACUCUCGCUUCCGUGGCUCAUAUGUCAUUGAAGGACUGAAAUCCAUUGGUGAGAAAGAUGUGAUUUUUCAUCAAGGACUUCAUAAUUUUAUGAACUAUUCACAUGAUGUGGGAAAGGGUGUGAGACGUGUGCCCAAACGAAAACAGAUUGCUCGAGACUCAGAGAGGCAGCGGCGCUCUGCAUUAAACGUACGUCUCUUCCUGCGUGAGUUCUGCAUCGACUUUUUAGAGAACUGCUACAAUCGACUCAUGUACCUGGUAAAGGAGGAUCUCAUCCGUGAACGGGCCCAGCAGCAUGAUGAGACGUUUUACCUGUGGGCGUUAACCUUCUUCAUGACCUUUAACCGUGGUCAGAACUACAGACCGGACCUUGUAUCUGAGACCAUGUCCAUCCGCACCUUUCAUUUCAUUGAGAGGAACAUCACUAACUAUUAUGAGAUGAUCCUCACAGACCGCAAAUGUGCCACAUCUUGGUAUCGCAGGAUGCACUUUGCUCUGAAGGCAUAUCAAGAGCUGCUAAUGACAGUAAAUGAGAUGGACCGCUCAAAAUAUGACAACAUCCGGCACAGUGCCAGUGUCAUAAAGAGCAAUAUCUUCUAUCUGAUGGAGUUCAGAGAGAUUUUUCUGACUCUCUUACGUAAGUUUGAUGAACAGACACAGCCAAGGUCAUUUCUCAAAGAUCUGGUGGAGUCCACACAUCUGUUUCUGAGAAUGCUGGAGAGAUUCAGUAAGGGACGAAACAAUCUGGUUGUGCAGAAAAAGACAGUUAAACAAAGAAAACGAAGUCAGAAGACCCUUCAGCCUGAGGCAACUACUGAAGACCUGGAACAGACAUGGCUGAUAGUGUCUGAAGAACUCAGAGCAUCUGGCUUUCAGUUAUCAGAGGUUCUGUCAGAAGACUCUGUACCUUUUGAUGCUGCGGCCGACACUCCAGUACAUGAGCAGAGGACUGAAGCUUUGAUCAGAAUUCAAGACUGUGUGAUGUCACGCUCUGGACCUGAAGCACUGAGUUUGCUACGUGCUGCGCGGUCGGUGUGGCCCGAAGGAGACACCUUUGGAUCUGUGGAAGUGGGACCUGAGGAGGAACUAACUCUUUUGAAACGGAUACUAUUCACUAAUCUCCCACGUCCUGUUGAUUCUGCUCUGGAGGAUGAUGGGAUUGAUUUGGAGGAGGAGGAGGAUGAACUGGAGUCUGUCACAGUUUCCGAGUCAGAGUUCAACUUCUUGGACUUCAGUAAAAGGUUUGCCAACCCAAAUGUUGUGCGUCCAUACUUCAUCCUGCUGCGCUCGUACUCUCAGAAUUCUGCUCAUACCAACCACUGCAUCAUCCGAAUGCUGCACAGACUGGCUGUGGAUCUGAAAAUGGAGGCUUUAUUCUAUCAGCUGUCUGUCUUCUGUGUCUUUAAUAAGAUUCUUGAAGACCCAGCAGCAGAGGUCUAUCAGGAGCUGGUUACUUUUGCAAAGUUUGUUCUCAAGCGAUUUUUCAUAUUUGCUGCGAAAAACAGCAAAGCGUUUGUGGAAAUGCUUUUUUGGAAGAAUGUGGGUGUUGUGAGAGAGAUUACAGAAGGCUAUAGUAAAGAUGGUGAGGGUUCCAAGAAAAAAGUCAAGUGGACAACAGAGGAAGAUCAAGAACUUAGGGAUCUGUAUGAGAAGUACAAUGACUCCGGAGUGCCAGAUAUCGUCGAGACACUGAUACCGUUGCUGAGCAGCACCCGCACACGGCGAGAGGUGGUUUCUCAGAUAGUGGUGUUAGGCUUGGUUGACAGUGUCAAGGAUUUGAAGAAGGAGAGGAAAGGAACAUGUAUCGUGCUCUGGACUGAAGAACAGGAACAGGAACUCCAGACACUCUUUGAGGAGUACAGAGACUCUGAUGAUGUGUUGGGGAACAUUUUAAAGCACAUUACAGCCAAACGUUCAAGGGCUCGUGUAGUAGACAAGAUCCUUAGUAUGGGUCUUGUGUCCGACCGAAGGGACCUUUUCAAGAAAAGAAAACGCAAUGCUCCGGGGAAGAGUACAGGAAUGACGGAGGAAGAUUUCUUUGGCCUGACAGGAGAGUCUCAGGACUUGGAUCUGGAUCAAGUUGAGGAAGAGGAUAAUUCUGUAGAAGAACUGGACAGUGAGGAACCUAUUGGUGUCUCAUUUAGUAAAGAACAGAAGAGCAGAUCUGAAGGCAUUCUGGAGAGAAAUCUAAAUCUGAGAAACAUAGCUCAGGCCUUACGACAACAAGGUCUGUCAGGCCCUGUCCUGUGGCUACAGAAUUCACUUAACAGAACUGCUGAUGACCGUGAGGAGGAUGGUGUUUCUCAUCCUUUGCCACUUGUUCCUCUUACUGAGGAGAAUGAGGAUGCCAUGGAGAAUAGGGCUUUCCAAAAACUGCUGCGCAAAGUUGGGAUCCGAGCACCAGCAGAUGGUCAGGAGUCUUUCUGGCGGAUUCCAGCCAGUUUAAGUGUUUUUCAUCUGAGGUCUUUAGCAGUGUCUCUUGACCCGUUUGAAGAGACUUCAGCUGAUGGGCAUACGGAUGCUGAAGGCACAAACUCUUUGGCAGCAGAAAUCGAGGACAACAUGGAUAAUAAGGAUCUAAGAGCUCAAGCGCUGAGAGCUCUGCUGCUGUCACGAAAUAGAAAAAAAUCUUCUGCACCAUCUGAAGAUUGGACAUCAUGUGAGGGCAGUGUUGAAACUGAGGAACAUGAUGACCGUUUAAGGGUAAUGAGCUUAAAGAAGAGAAGCAGAGUGUUGGACAGUGAUGAUGAUGAUGAUGAUAAGAAAGAUGAGGACUCCGUAUCCAAGAUGAACUCUGAAAGUGACGUGGAGUCGGACAGCAAGACACAUGCUGCCCCAGCCAAGCGCAGAUAUAGAAGAGUGUCAAGUGAUUACUAGAUAUGUUUAACACACAAAUUUUUUUUUUUUUUUUGUAUGGAUUCUGUAAUGCAACAUUUUAAACUACUGUAUUGACUUCCUGUAUGAUGUAGGCAAGGGUAUCGUUGUGCUAGUUUUCUGGGUUUCAUAUGGUUGGAUGUGCUUUAUUUCAGUUAGUGUUUUGAAAAUACCAAUAUCGUCGUUCUCUUAAUCAUUUUACAUUUAGGAUCAACAAACAAAAUAUUUGUUCCACUUUAUUUGUUAUUAUUAAUGGUAAUACUUCUUACAUGACUCAGUCCUACACAAAAACAUCUUGUUAUUGAUUUGAACUUUAAAGUUUUUUGUUAAUACAAAAUUACUACAUUCUAGUAAUAAAGAAAAAGUAUUCAAAUAUUGUGAA
Molecule: messenger RNA, 4455 nt
Organism: Triplophysa dalaica
Lineage: Eukaryota; Metazoa; Chordata; Actinopteri; Cypriniformes; Nemacheilidae
Gene: timeless
Product: timeless circadian clock
Exons: 31
Coding region: 378-4076 (1232 amino acids)
Biological process (GO): DNA repair; replication fork arrest; DNA replication checkpoint signaling
Cellular component (GO): replication fork protection complex
Molecular function (GO): DNA binding
Source: RefSeq, a predicted model, not a curated record